AUGGGCAAAAUCACCGUACACCACCUGCAAGUCUCCCAGUCGGAGCGCAUCCCCUGGCUCCUCGAGGAGCUCGGCCUGCCCUACGAGCUCAAGACGUACAAGCGCGCGCCGCUCCUCGCCCCUCCCGAGUACAAGGCGCUGCACCACAGCGGCGCCGCGCCCGUCAUCACCGACGGCGCCCUGACGCUCGCCGAGUCGGGCGCCUGCGUCGAGUACCUGGCGCGCAAGCACGGCGGCGGGCGCUUCUUCGUCGCCCCGUCCGACGACGCCUAUGCCGACUUCCUGUACUGGUGGCACUGGAGCAACGGCACCCUGCAGCCCAGCGUCUCCCGCGCCAUGUACGUCCGCGGCGCCGGCGAGCAGAUGCAAAAGGUCUCGAGGGAGAAGCUGAGCCGCGCGCUCAAGGCCCUCGACGAGCAGCUGCGCGGCAACGACUUCAUCGUCGGCGGGGAGCUGACGGCGGCCGACAUCAUGACCGUCUUCUCGCUGACGACGAUGCGCCACUUUUCGCCGUACAGCUUGGCCGAGUACCCGAAUAUUCUAAAGUACCUGGAGAGGAUUGGCAAGAGAGAGGCGUACCGCACCGCCAUGUCCAAGUCGGACCCGGGCAUGAAGCUGGCUCUCGGCGCCGACUCGCCCAAACCUCUGCUCUAG
Molecule: messenger RNA, 654 nt
Organism: Akanthomyces muscarius
Lineage: Eukaryota; Fungi; Ascomycota; Sordariomycetes; Hypocreales; Cordycipitaceae
Exons: 1
Coding region: 1-654 (217 amino acids)
Source: RefSeq, a predicted model, not a curated record